Molecule: messenger RNA, 604 nt
Organism: Cephus cinctus (wheat stem sawfly)
Lineage: Eukaryota; Metazoa; Arthropoda; Insecta; Hymenoptera; Cephidae
Product: mucin-19-like
Exons: 1
Coding region: 74-604 (176 amino acids)
Source: RefSeq, a predicted model, not a curated record
AAUCACGGAAUCAACAGAAACCAUUGAAUCAACUAAAACCACAGAAUCAACAAAAAUCACAGAAUCAACAGGAAUGAAGGGAUCAACAAGAAUGAAGGGAUCAACAGGAAUCACGGAAUCAACAGGAAUCACGGGAUCAACAGGAAUCACGGAAUCAACAGGAAUCACAGAAUCAACAGGAAUCACGGGAUCAACAGAAAUCACGGGAUCAACAGGAUUCACGGAAUCGACAGGAAUCACGGAAUCAACGGGAACCAUGGAAUCAACUAAAACCACGGAAUCAACAAAAAUUACGGAAUCAACAGAAAUCACCGGAUCAACAGGAAUCACGGGAUCAACGGGAUCCACGGAAUCAACUGAAACCAUGGAAUCAACUAAAACCACGGAAUCAACCAAAAUUACGGAAUCAACAGGAUUCACAGAAGCAACCGGAAUCACGGGUUCAACAGGAAUCACGGGACCAACACAACCAAUAAUUAUUAUAACCAGAUUUCCUAUAUAUAGUACCCAGAAGGCGAGAGAAACCAUGAAAUCAACUAAAACCACCGAAUUAACCGAGGUCACAGAAUCAACAGGAAUCACGGGGGAAUUACGGGAUCAAUAG